Molecule: messenger RNA, 3837 nt
Organism: Myxocyprinus asiaticus (Chinese sucker)
Lineage: Eukaryota; Metazoa; Chordata; Actinopteri; Cypriniformes; Catostomidae
Product: protein spinster homolog 3
Exons: 13
Coding region: 225-1667 (480 amino acids)
Biological process (GO): transmembrane transport
Cellular component (GO): membrane
Molecular function (GO): transmembrane transporter activity
Source: RefSeq, a predicted model, not a curated record
ACAGAGGAAUGUCCUUUCUUUUUCUAAAGGAGUGACAGCACAACAAAAACGACAAGAAAUGAAAAAGCAGCAUCUGAAAAAAUAAAAAGAUGGAUUAGAGCGCAACAGGAUAUUGGAUCACAUCAACCCAUCAGUAGGCAUAAAGACAUUAGGUAGCCAUAGAGACAGAGGGCACUGUGGCCUCGAACCUACACAGACCGAAAACCUUCAGUUUCAGCACAAACAUGAGUGUACGUUAUGGCUCCUUCAGCUCUGAGUUACCAGAUGGCGAUGCAUCCACAAUACAGACAAACUCCAUCUCCCCAAGACGCUCCUACAUCGCAGUGGCAGUGCUCUGCUAUAUUAAUCUCCUCAACUAUAUGGACCGUUAUACCAUAGCAGGUGUGCUGCUUAGCAUCCAGAAGUACUUUGGAAUCAGUGACAGCACCUCUGGCCUCCUGCAGACAGUUUUUAUCUGUAGCUUUAUGUUCUUGGCGCCAGUUUUUGGUUAUCUUGGAGACCGUUAUGACAGGAAGCUUAUCAUGAUUGCUGGGUUGUUUGUGUGGAUUGUCACGACCCUGGGCAGCUCUUUCGUCAAACAGGCGCACUUCUGGAUUCUGGUCCUGACGAGGGCAAUGGUUGGUACAGGAGAAGCCAGUUACUCCACCAUAGCUCCUACAAUCAUUGGUGACUUGUUUACUGGCACCCAGAGAACUCUCAUGAUCUCCUUCUUCUAUAUUUUCAUUCCGGUUGGAAGUGGUCUUGGAUAUAUACUGGGGGCAACAAUAGCUAAUGCAACAGGUGACUGGAGAUGGGCCCUGAGGGUAAAUCCUGCUCUGGGAGUGCUGGGUCUACUUCUUCUGGUGUUUCUUAUUCCUAAUCCUCCUCGUGGAGCCUCAGACAGCCAUGGAGCAGCCAUGGAAAGCACCUCCUACCUUGAGGACAUCAAGUACCUCCUGAAGAAUCGGAGUUUUGUCUGGUCAUCUUUGGGUGUGACUGCCAUGGCUUUUGUGACAGGGGCUCUGGCCUUCUGGACUCCCACCUUCCUGUCCCGUGCCCAGGUUACACAGGGACUCAGGCCACCUUGUGAGGUCGAGCCCUGUAACCCUAUAGACAGUUACAUCUUUGGGGCAAUCACAGUGGUGACGGGGAUUGUGGGAGUGUUUCUGGGCACCUGCAUAUCAAAGAAGCUGAGAGACAGAGUACCCAAUGCAGACCCUCUCAUAUGUGCUGUGGGCAUGCUAAGUUCCUCCCCCUGCUUUUUCAUCGCCAUCAUACUAGCAUCCACCAGUAUCCCAGCCACAUAUACAUUCAUUGCUAUUGGAGAGACUCUGCUGUCCCUCAACUGGGCUAUUCUGGCUGACAUCCUGCUGUAUGUUGUCGUGCCUACUAGAAGAGCCACAGCUGAAGCCUUACAGAUUAUGGUCUGUCAUCUCCUCGGAGAUGCAGGAAGUCCAUACCUUAUUGGUGCGAUCUCAGAUGCCCUACGCAAUUAUAAUCCAGAUUCUCCUAGCUGGGACUUCCGCAGACUGGAAUAUAGCGUUCUUCUCUGCCCCUUCAUUGGGGUUUUGGGUGGCCUGUUUUUCCUAAUGACCUCUCUGUAUAUAAAAGAGGACCGAAAAGCAGCAGAACUGCUCAUGUCAGGACAUGCUAAUGUGCAGCCAGCAACAUCCGCAGAGUCAGUGUGACCUUAAAAAUACCAACCAAAACAGACAUUCAUGUUCACCACCAGACCUUGGGUGUGCUUUGCUUGAUCAAGCAGACAUUUGGAGACAACACAUUGAUAGACAGAAUAAUUUUGGACAUUUUCAAAAGAAAAUAAGUUCUAAUUUUUAGGAACACCAUAGAAAGAUACAAGUUCAAUAUACAAGUUUACCUCACAAAUGCACUGGACCGGUAACUUACUGAGAAAAACAAAAUUACAUCCUUUUUUUUUUAAAUGUUUUUUUGAGUGUUAUUUAAUUUAGCUGUGCCAUGUACUUAUCAUUAGGGCAAUUUGUGUUGUUCUUUCAUUCUGCUUUUCUCGACUGCUCUGUGGGAGCCUCAGGGGAACAAAGGGAGAGAACAGCUCCUCCUGCAUUUCAACUGAAACCUUGAAAUACUACAGUUGAAAUCAGAAGUUUACAUACCUUAGCUAAAUACAUUUAAACUCAGUUUUUCACAAUUUCUGACAUUUAAUCAUAGAAAACAUUCCCUAACUUAGGCCAGUUAGGAUCAGUACUUUAUUUUAAGAAUGUGAAAUGUCAGAAUAAUAGUAGAGAGAAUUAUUUAUUUCAGCUUUUAUUUAUUUCAUCACAUUCCCAGUGGGUCAGAAGUUUACAUACACUUUGUUAGUAUUUGGUAGCAUUGCCUUUAAAUUGUUUAAUUUAGGUCAAACGUUUUGGGUAGCCUUCCACAAGCUUCUCACAAUAAGUUGCUGGAAUUUUGGCCCAUUCCUCCAGACAGAACUGGUGUAACUGAGUCAGGUUUGUAGGCCUCCUUUCUCACAUGCUUUUUCAGUUCUGCCCACAAAUUUUCUAUCAGAUUGAGGUCAGGGCUUUGUGAUGGCCACUCCAGUACCUUGACUUAGUUGUCCUUAAGCCAUUUUGCCACAACUUUGGAGGUAUGCAUGGGGACAUUGUCCAUUUGGAAGACCCAUUUGCGACCAAGCUUUAACUUCCUGGCUGAUGUCUUGAGACUUUCCUUCCUCAUGAUGCCAUCUAUUUUGUUAAGUGCACCAGUCCCUCCUGCAGCAAAGCACCCCCACAACAUGAUGGUGCCACCCCCAUGCUUCAUGGUUAGGAUGGUGUUCUUCGGCUUGCAAGCCUCACCCUUUUUUCUCCAAACAUAACAAUGGUCAUUAUGGCCAAACAGUUCAAUUUUUGUUUCAUUAGACCAGAGGACAUUUCUCCAAAAAGUAAGAUCUUUGUCCCCAUGUGCACUUGCAAACUGUAGUCUGGCUUUUUUUUAUGGCGGUUUUGGAGCACUGGCUUCUUCCUUGCUGAGCAGCCAUUCAGGUUAUGUCGAUAUAGGACUUGUUUUACUGUCGAUAUAGAUACUUGUCCACCUGUUUCCUCCAGCAUCUUCACAAGGUCCUUUGCUGUUGUUCAAGGAUUGAUUUACACUUUUCGCACCAAAUACAUUCAUCUCUAGGAGACAGAAUGUGUCUCCUUCCUGAGCGGUAUGAUGGCUGCGUGGUCCCAUUGUGUUUAUACUUGCGUACUAUUGUUUGUACAGAGGAACGUGGUACCUUCAGGUGUUUGGAAAUUGCUCCCAAGGAUGAACCAGACUUGUGGAGGUCCACAAUUUUUUUUCCUGAGGUCUUGGUUGAUUUCUUUUGAUUUUUCCAUGAUUUCAAACAAAGAGGUGCUAAGUUUGAAGGUAGGCCUUAAAAUACAUCCACAGGUACACCUCCAAUUCAGUACACCUCCUAUCAGCUAAUUGUCUAAUUGUCUAAAGGCUUGACAUCAUUUUCUGGAAUUUUCCAAGCUCCUUAAAGGCACAGUUAACUUAGUGUAUGUAAACGUCUGACCCACUGGAAUUGUGAUAUAUUCAAUUAAAAGUGAAACAAUCUGUCUGUAAACAACUGUUGGAAAAAUUACUCAUGUCAUGCACAAAGUAGAUGUCCUAAAUGAUUUGCCAAAACUAUAAUUUGCUAAUAUGAAAUCUGUGGAGUGGUUAAAAAAUGAUUUUUAAUGACUUCAACCUAAGUGUAUGUAAAUUCUGACUUCUGAAAUGUAUAUGUGCCAAAUUACACUUAGACUUCUUAGUUCAUCUAUAGAGUGUAGACUGAGACAGAUAUUGUAUAGGAAUUUUUAAUAUUACUUUCAUUUUUACUGUCCAAGUUUUUCCCCAAAGCUUUUAAAUAAAUGUGUAUGC